AUGUCUCCUAGAUGUGUUAUCAAAGUUGACAUCAAGAAAGCUUAUGAUUCAGUAGAAUGGGUGUUUUUGAAGAGUAUGCUUAAGGAACUAGGGUUUCCUGAAAGGUUUACCCACUGGAUUAUGGCUUAUGUGAAGUCUGUAUCUUAUUCUAUCCUUUUGAAUGGGAUUCCUGCCAAACCUUUUGAUGCUAUGAACGGUCUAAGAGCAGAUCAUAGUUCAUUAGAGAAGAUUAUGGAAGCUUUUCAUAAGUUCUCAAGGGCCUAUGGCCUUGAAGCUAGCAAUGAGAAGAGUUGUAUCUAUUUCUCAGGGAUACAUCAGGAUGUGGCUACUCAGCUUGCUGAAGGGAUCCAUAUGCCUAUAGGUCUACUUCCUUUCAAAUAUUUAGGAGUACCAUUGGCAGCAAAAAAACUUUCCUUCUCUCAGUGUAAACCACUGAUUGACAAGAUUACAUCUAGAGCCCAAGGUUGGAUGACGCAUCUACUGUCAUAUGUUGGUAGGCUUCAAUUGGUGGAAACAAUACUUGGCAGCAUGCAAAAUUACUGGGGGCAAAUUUUUCCUCUUCCAAAGAAGCUGAUUAAAGCAGUGGAGAACAUCUAUAGAAAAUUCUUGUGGAUUGGGGGGUUAAAAGCAAAAAAAGCUCCAGUUGCUUGGUCUUUUAUCCAACAGCCUAAGACUACAGGGGGCUUAAAUAUAAUCAACAUGGUACUAUGGAAUAAAGCAGCAUUACUGAAGCAACUUUGGGCUUUAUCUUUUAAGCAAGAUAAGUUGUGGGUGUGUUGGGUUCAUGCAUACUAUGUUAAAAGAGGUGCCAUUGAUAUUGCCGAUGGAUAG
Molecule: messenger RNA, 831 nt
Organism: Beta vulgaris subsp. vulgaris (sugar beet)
Lineage: Eukaryota; Viridiplantae; Streptophyta; Magnoliopsida; Caryophyllales; Amaranthaceae
Exons: 2
Coding region: 1-831 (276 amino acids)
Source: RefSeq, a predicted model, not a curated record